AUGGUUAGGUCGUCAGAAUGGGAGGGGAGCGUCACCGAAUCAAUCAACACCAUCUACCUCCUCUUCUCGGCAUACCUCGUCUUCGUCAUGCAGCUCGGUUUCGCCAUGCUGUGCGCGGGGUCUGUCCGCGCUAAGAAUGCCAUGAACAUCAUGCUUACCAACGUUGUCGAUGCCGUCGUGGGUACCCUCUCUUACUACCUCUUCGGGUUCGCCUUUGCCUUCGGUUCGGGCACUCAUAGCAAUCCCUUCAUCGGUACGGGCUUCUUCGCCCUCAGCGGUAUCCCCAAUGACAGCUACGACUACAGCUAUUUUCUAUACCAGUGGGCAUUCGCCAUAGCCGUCGCCGGUAUCACCAGCGGCUCCAUCGCGGAGCGCACCCAGUUCGGCGCCUACCUUGUCUACUCCUUCCUGCUCACCGGGUUCGUCUAUCCCGUGGUCGCCCACUGGCUUUGGUCGUCAGCCGGCUGGCUCAACCCCAAUCACAGCCAGCCGCUCUUCGGUUCAGGAGCCAUCGACUUCGCAGGCAGCGGGGUGGUACAUCUCGUCGGCGGCGUGGCCGGCCUAUGGGGGGCUGUAGUGGAGGGCCCCCGGAUUGGCCGUUUCGACGCGUUCGGCAAGGGGAUGCCGAUGCGGGGCCACAACGCGACGUUGGUGGUUCUCGGGACUUUCCUACUCUGGUUCGGAUGGUUCGGAUUCAAUCCCGGUUCGUUCAACCGGAUACUAGUGGCUUACCCAGACGCUCCGUCCCAAGGGAACUGGACCGGAGCCGGCCGGACGGCCGUGACAACCGCCCUCGCUGGGUCAACGGCAGGACUAGUCACUUUGUUCGGAAAGCGGGCGAUCGCGGGGCACUGGGAUGCCCUUGACGUCUGUAACGGGUUACUCGGCGGGUUUGUCGCCAUCACCUCCGGAUGCGCCGUAGUGGAGCCGUGGGCCGCAGUCAUCUGCGGAUUUGUGGCGGCAUGGGUGCUGAUGGGGCUUAACGUCGCGGCGCUGUGGCUGGGAUACGACGAUCCGCUGGAGGCGGCGCAGCUGCACGGGGGUUGCGGCGUGUGGGGGCUGUUGUUUACGGGGCUGUUCGCCGAAGAGGAGCUGGUGGUGCAGGCGUAUGAAUCUGGGGAGAUCGGCGUUAGGCGACCGUUCGGCCUGCUUAUGGGUGGAGGUUGGAGCUUGAUGGGGGCACAGGCCACGGAGGUAGCAUCCGUCGUGGCAUGGGUUAGUAUUACCAUGGGGCCGCUGUUCUACGUACUUCAUCGUCUGCGACUGCUAAGGACGUCGGUGGAAGAGGAGUUGGCGGGCCUCGACAUCUCUAGUCAUGGCGGCUACGCCUACGAAGACCACGAAGAGGGCAGCCACCACAGGGGGCAGUACGCGCCACACUUCUCCGGAGACUAUACGAGGUUGCAGGAGGGGUAG
Messenger RNA from Spirodela intermedia, 1416 nucleotides. NCBI's taxonomy places the organism in Eukaryota, Viridiplantae, Streptophyta, Magnoliopsida, Alismatales, Araceae. The record is from the annotation of a GenBank genome assembly.